GUUGCAUGAAAGUCUCUCUCGUCGUUUUACAGACCCACCCACGGCAAUUCAAAUCAGUAACGGCUUGUUUUCAAGUUUCCUCACACUCUCCACGCUCAGUCACCUGAAAUGGCAAUGAAAUCCAAAUGCCUCCUUUACACCCAAAACCGCCAAUCUUCACUCCCACAGAAAAUCAAGCUCAAAACCCACAUACCUUCUGUCCUCUUCCUCAUGCAAAUUCAAGAACCUACCAAAUCAAGCAAAGCAAAAGCUAAAUCCUGAGCUAAUCCUUAGAAAAUAUCAAGUUCCUUUUCAGCUCUUGCCUGUAACCGCUCUGUUUUGCAGUAGCAGAAUGGAGACACGUGGCUUCAGACGCAUCUUUUCCUUCUCCGGGCAGGCUCUUUUUAAUCACCUAGAUCAUAUUGCAGGCUUCGUGCUUGAAAGAUUGUCCCAGAGAGAGUUUGAGUUUAUUUGUAUUUUGGGUCUCUGCAAGAUUGAAGCUUGUGAUUUUUUUGUGUUUUGGGUCUCUGCAAGAUUGAAGCUUGUGAACAUGGCUGGUGAGAGCUCGAGCAAUCUUCCCGCUGGUUGGGUUCAGGGAACUGAGAGAAAAGAGGAUGGAACUAAGGUUAAGUAUUUUGUGCAUUUGGGAAGAGGAGUACGAGUAAACUCAGUGGAAGAUAUGCUCCAUUACAAGAAUAGCGAAUCAGGGGAAAAUAAUCCCAAGCAGACUGGAGGCCGCACCAAAGUCAGCCAUCAAUUCUGCAGUAGGUGCAAGGAAGUUGGCCACGAUAUCUUCCUUUGCCCCUUAGCGCAACAAGCGGCAAUCACGAAACCUACUGCACGCAGCCUGAGUGGGCGUGUGACAGUGGCCAGAACAAGAAAGUCGCCACGCUGUAGUAAGUGUGGUAAAAUAGGGCACAACUGUAGAAGUUGUCAUCAACCUCCCAAAUCUCCAGAGUCCCCCAAGCCUAUGUAAAAGAGUUUUUUUGUAUUUUUAAUGUUUCUGAUAAAUUUUGAACUUGUACUCUCAAAUGAGUUUGUAUUGCGUC
Molecule: messenger RNA, 1028 nt
Organism: Prunus dulcis (almond)
Lineage: Eukaryota; Viridiplantae; Streptophyta; Magnoliopsida; Rosales; Rosaceae
Exons: 4
Coding region: 332-955 (207 amino acids)
Molecular function (GO): zinc ion binding; nucleic acid binding
Source: RefSeq, a predicted model, not a curated record